Trichoderma virens Gv29-8 is the source of this 243-nucleotide messenger RNA. RefSeq lists its product as uncharacterized. The coding region runs from base 1 to 243 and encodes 80 amino acids. The transcript has 2 exons. The record is from RefSeq and is a predicted model, not a curated record. NCBI's taxonomy places the organism in Eukaryota, Fungi, Ascomycota, Sordariomycetes, Hypocreales, Hypocreaceae.
AUGGUCAAGCUUUUGGCCUCUGCUCUCCUCGGAGGAUGCCUCUCCCUUGUGGCAAAUGGCAUGGCUCUUCCCAAGUCAGAGCUACGCCCCAACGAGCUCCAUGCACGCUCGUCUUGGAACUUCGAAUACUGGAAUUUCCCAGCAGGCGAGAAUGUGAAAGUGACCCCCGGUGCGGACCUUUGCCUCAUUCAUUACUUGCCAACAAAUUUGGAGAUGUUCCUGGUUGUGGAUCAGCAGCCGUAG